Molecule: messenger RNA, 3297 nt
Organism: Lycium ferocissimum
Lineage: Eukaryota; Viridiplantae; Streptophyta; Magnoliopsida; Solanales; Solanaceae
Exons: 4
Coding region: 1-3297 (1098 amino acids)
Source: RefSeq, a predicted model, not a curated record
AUGAGGCAAGAAUUUGUAGACGGUGUUGAUGCUUUUGUUGACUAUGCAAUGACACUUGAAACUUUUCAAAUUCAUGGCUUGGUUAGGUGCCCUUGUAUGAAAUGUCAAUGUAUGAAUUACGAGAAACCAGAGAUUGUUAGGCUUCAUCUCUACAAAGACGGCUUUGAAAAAGAUUAUACAGUGUGGACUAAUCAUGGAGAAACGAAUAGUAGUUUUGGUAGAUUUCAAAACUUUGUUGUUGGUGAAAGUAGUAGGUCAGUGGAACCUAAUGUCCAAAAUUCUAGAAUGCACGACAUGGUUCAAGAUGCUUAUGUGAUGCAUUCCGAUUUUGAAUAUGGUAACCAUGAUGAAGAAGCUCCAAAUGAAGAAGCUAGUCAUUUUUUUGAACAAUUGAAAAAUGCUAGUCGGCCUUUAUAUGAAGGGAGUCCCCACUCUCAAUUGUCUAUUGCUGUUAGAUUAUUAAGCAUCAAAGCAGAUUGGAAUGUUCCUCAAGGUGCAAUGGAUACUGUGAUUGGCCUUAUACAUGAAUUAGUUGACCCGAAAUUAGAGAUACCUGAAAACUACUAUAAGGCAAAAAGAUUAGUGUCUAAGUUAGGACUCUCGUCGAUGAGAAUUGAUUGUUGUGAAAAUGGAUGCAUGUUAUACUAUAAGGAUGACAAAAGUCUAGAAUCUUGUAAGUUUUGUGGAAGAGCUCGUUUUAAGCGGACUCAUAGCGGGAAGAGGGUUGCCGUUAAGGCGAUGCAUUACCUACCUCUUAUACCAAGGUUAAAGAGGUUGUACGCAUCAAAUAGCUCCGCUCCUCAUAUGAGAUGGCACAGUGAAAAUAGAAGGCCGCCUGGUGUUAUGUGUCAUCCAUCAGACGGAGAGGCUUGGAAACAUUUUGACGCAACAUAUCCAAACUUUGCGGCUGAACCACGGAACAUUAGGUUGGGUUUAUGUUCCGAUGGAUUCGCUCCACAUUCUGUUUCUGCUACACCAUAUUCUUGCUGGCCUGUUUUCUUAACACCAUAUAAUCUUCCACCUGAGUUGUGUAUGACUAGUCCAUAUAUAUUCCUUAAUUGCAUCAUUCCUGGCCCACGUAAUCCAAAAGUUCUGAUUGAUGUAUACUUGCAACCUUUGAUUGAUGAGUUGAAAAUGUUGUGGGUUGAAGGGGUUGAGACGUUUGACGUUUCUCUUAAGCAGAAUUUUAAUUUGCGGGCCACUUUAAUGUGGACUAUUAAUGAUUUUCCUGCCUACGGCAUGUUGUCUGGGUGGAUGACUGCUGGAAAGUUAGCCUGUCCUUAUUGCAUGGAGAAUACUAAAUCGUUCACUUUAAAGCAUGGCAAAAAAAAUUCAUGGUUUGAUUGUCAUCGUCAAUUCUUGCCAAUGGAUCAUGAGUUUAGGAGUAUGAAAAAUGCAUUUAGGAAGAACAAAAUUGAACGAAACUAUCCACCUCCAAGACUUUCAGGAGAGGAAAUUUGGGAGAGGGUUGAGAACUUUCCGAAAGUUACUGAAGAACCACCGUACAAGCUCGAUGGGUAUGGGCUUGCACAUAACUGGACCAAAAAGAGCAUAUUUUGGGAGUUACCAUAUUGGAAGGAUAAUCUUCUUCGGCAUAAUCUUGAUGUCAUGCAUAUUGAAAAAAAUUACUUUGAUAAUUUAUUCAACACAGUAAUGGAUGUCAAGGGCAAGACAAAAGAUAAUCCAAAGGCUAGAUUGGACUUACAGGAAUAUUGUAUGCGUAAAGAGUUAUGGUUGCAGGACAAAUGGAACGGGGUCUUCAAGCCUAAGGCUAGUUUUUCAUUCACAAUGGAUCAUAAGCGAAAGAUUUGUGAAUGGGUUAAGAACUUGACGAUGCCUGAUGGGUAUGCAUCAAAUUUGGAAAAACGUGUUGAUAUGGCGCAAGGAAAGUUACAUGGGAUGAAAAGCCAUGAUUGUCAUGUUUUCAUGGAAACUUUACUCCCCAUUGCAUUUAGUAGCUUGCCCACCCGAAUCUGGAAGCCUAUGACUGAAAUUAGUUUGUUCUUCAAAGACUUGUGUUCCAGCACAUUGAGGGUAGACAACCUGGAUCGGAUGCAUCAGAAUAUUCCUGUAAUAACAAGUAAGUUGGAGAAAAUCCUUCCACCGGGAUUCUUCGAUGUGAUGGAACAUCUUCCAAUUCACCUUGCGGAGGAAGCUCGACUCGGAGGCCCAGUUCAUUGUCGUUGGAUGUAUCCCUUCGAGAGAACUAUUGGCAAGUCUAAACGGGGUAUCAAGCAGAAACAUAGAGUUGAAGGAUCAAUUUGCGAAGCCUAUCUUGCUAAGGAAACAGCUCAUUUCUGUUCUUACUACUUUGGGGAUGAUGUGGCAUGCUUGCGAAACAGACCCAAUCGGCAUUAUGCAGGAGGUGAGAAUGAUGCUUUAGCGAAGCCGAUAUCAAUCUUCAAUCGACCGGGUUCAGGUUCAAAAAAACGUACAAGAGAAUUUAAUGAUAUGGAGUCUAAAUCUGCAUCGAUACAUGUCUUGCUGAAUUGCCCGGAAGUUCAACGAUAUUAUGAUUACUUUGUGCAUUUAAAUGGCGUUGAAAAAGUGUACGACCAGUUUGGGAAGUGGUUUAACGAUUAUGUUUAUAGUACAGAAUAUGGUUACCAUGACCAACUUUUAAAGGACAUAUCUUGGGGACCCGGUAUGGUCUAUUCUAUGGAUAAAUAUGUGGUAAAUGGUUUCAAAUUUACUACCGAAGAACGAUCUAAGCAUAUGAAAACUAACAACAGCGGGGUUUGGGUUAAAGGUGGGGAUGGAAACCAAGUCGGGGUCGAUUAUUAUGGUGUAAUUAAGGAGAUCCUAGAAUUGGAAUAUUCUGGUGGUGGAAAAAAAAGAAUUGUACUUUUUCGGUGCAAGUGGUUUGAUCCAACCCCAAAUAGAGGUACAAGGGUACUUGAGCAGUAUAACAUCAUAGAAGUAAACCACACGAGGGAGUAUGCGGCUUAUGAUCCUUUCAUUAUUGCACAAAAUGUUAGACAAGUGUACUAUGCUCCUUAUCCCUUGCGUCCAGAUAAGUCUGCUUGGUGGGUGGUAAUUAAAGUCAAGCCUGUGGGUCGAGUGGAAGUGGAGAAUGUGUUGCCUGUUGCGUUCCAGGAUGACGACAUAUCAGUUGUUCACCAAACAGUUGACAAUGAGUUAGAAGAUGAUUUAGAGCAUGCAGAACACAUAUUGGAAGAAAUUAAUGCAGAAGAAAUUAAUGCAGAGGUGAAUGAAUGUAAUAAUGAAAACGAAACAACUGAUGAGGAAGAAUGGUCAGAAGAGGGAGAUGGGGAUGGGGAUGGGGAUGAGGAUUGA